Messenger RNA from Solanum dulcamara, 1541 nucleotides. RefSeq names its product anthocyanidin 3-O-glucosyltransferase-like. Gene Ontology annotation, molecular function: UDP-glycosyltransferase activity. The transcript has a single exon. The record is from RefSeq and is a predicted model, not a curated record. NCBI's taxonomy places the organism in Eukaryota, Viridiplantae, Streptophyta, Magnoliopsida, Solanales, Solanaceae. Bases 72 to 1418 code for a protein of 448 amino acids.
UGAAAGGAGCCUAAAAACUAAAACACUUAGAACAAACAAAAGAAGAAGAAGAAGAAAAACAAUACAAAAGAAUGAUUACUUCUCAACUUCAUAUAGCACUUCUUGCUUUUCCUUUUGGAAGUCAUGCAGCUCCUUUACUCACACUUGUCCAAAAAAUCUCUCCAUUUUUACCAUCAAACACAAUAUAUUCCUUCUUCAACACAUCAAAUUCCAACACCUCAAUCUUCUCAAAAACUCCAAAUCAAGAAAACAUCAAGAUUUACAAUGUUUGGGAUGGUGUCAAAGAAGGCAAUGACACCCCUAUUGGUCGUGAAGCCAUUGAUCUCUUUAUGCAAUCAACUCCUACAAAUUUCGAAAAAUCAAUGAAAGAGGCAGAGGAUGAAACAGGGGUGAAAUUUUCUUGCAUAUUUAGUGAUGCUUUUUUAUGGUUUUCUUGUGAAUUUGCUAAGAAAAUGAAUAUCCCUUGGAUUGCUUUUUGGACUGCUGGUUCCUGUUCAUUGUCUGUCCAUUUGUACACUGAUUUAAUUCGAUCGAACAACGAAACAUUGUUGAAAAUCCCUGGAUUUUCAUCCACUUUGAGAAUGAAUGACAUUCCACCUGAAGUUAUAGCAGAGAAUUUAAAGGGGCCAAUGCCAUCUAUGUUAUACAACAUGGCAUUAAAUUUGCACAAAGCCAAUGCAAUUGUUCUUAAUUCCUUUGAGGAAUUGGAUCCAAUAAUCAACAAAGACCUCAAAUCAAAGCUACAAAAGGUACUCAACAUUGGCCCUUUAGUUCUGCAAUCAUCAAAGAAUGUAUUGUUAAAUGCCAAUUCUGAUGAAAGUGGAUGCAUCCAAUGGCUUGACAAACAAAAAGAAAAAUCAGUUGUGUAUCUAAGUUUUGGUACUGUUACAACAUUACCUCCUAAUGAAAUAAUCGCGAUAGCAGAAGCAUUAGAAUCGAAAAAAAUGUCUUUUAUUUGGUCGUUAAGAGACAAUGGGAUCAAGAUUUUACCUAAAGGAUUUCUUGAAAGAACAGAGGAAUUUGGGAAAAUAGUUCCUUGGGCACCCCAAUUGGAAAUCUUGUCACAUUCAUCUGUUGGUGUUUUUGUAACACAUUGUGGAUGGAACUCUAUUUUGGAAGGCAUAUCAUAUGGUGUGCCUAUGAUAUGUAGGCCUUUUUUUGGUGACCAAACAUUGAAUAGUAGAAUGCUGGAAAGUGUUUGGGAAGUUGGUUUGCAAAUUGAAGGUGGAAAUUUUACUAGAAGUGGAACAAUUAGAGCAUUGGAUACUUUUUUCAAUGAGGAAAAAGGAAAGGUAUUAAGGGAAAAUGUUGAAAGGCUAAAAGAAAAAGCAUUAGAAGCUGUGAAAACAAAUAAUGGGAGUUCAAUAGAAAAUUUCAAGGUUCUAGUUGAGCUAGUUAAAUGUCACAAGCCUACUUGAUUGUAUUAGUAUGUUAUAAUUGCAAUAAGUGACAUACUAUGUAUUAUUAUCUGGAACUUUGCUUCAGUGUAUUGUAGAAUAAAUUCUUGUUGUAGUAUUUGGAUACUCGUUUUUUCGUUUCAA